AUGCUGCCGCGCUCGCAUCACCGCCUCCGUCUCGUCCUCGUCCUCGUGGCGCUGGCCGGGGUGGCCGUCGCCCGCGUUAGCGGUGGCAAGGAGGAGGAUGCCGCCUGCGACGCGGCGAACCGCCCGGACGAGGCCUUGCUCCGGCCGGACCGCCUCACGGUGCUCCUGAGCGGGUACUCGGAGCGUCGGCUUCCGCUCCUCCGCGCCAUCGCGGGCGCGUACGCCGCGCACCCGCUGGUCCUCGCCGUGGUCGUGCUCUGGUGCAACCCCUCCACCCCCGACCGCCUCCUCCUCCGCGGCGGGUUCCCGCCCCGCGUCACGCUCCGCCGCGCCGCCUCCGCGUCCCUCAACUCCCGCUUCCUCCCCGACCCCUCCAUCCGCACAGCCGCCGUAGCCGUCGUGGACGACGACGUCCUCCCCGACGCCGCUGCGCUCUCCUUCGCGUUCGCUGCCUGGCAGGCGGCCCGCCCGGGCUCCCUCGUCGGCUUCUUCCCGAGGUCGCACCACCUCGACCUCGCCCGCGGGCGGUGGAUGUACACGGCGGCGCAGCCGGGACGGUACUCCAUGGUGCUCACCAAGUUCAUGAUCCUCGGCGCCAACCUCCUCUACAAAUACUCGUGCUCGCCGGAGCUCGUGGCCGCGCGCGCCGUGGUGGAUCGGGAACGCAACUGCGAGGACAUCCUCAUGAACUUCGUCGCCGCCGAGGAGACCGGCGAGGGGCCGGUGCUCGUGGAGGCCGGCAGCGUCAGGGACUGGGGCGACCCCAGGAACGACGCGAACGCCGGCGCCGGCGAAGGAGGCGCGAUGAAGGACGUUGGGCUGAGCUCCAGAGGCGGGACGGGGCACUGGGAGAAGAGAGGGGAGUGCAUCACGGCGUUCCACCGGCUGCUGGGAAGAAUGCCGCUGCGGUACAGCUACGGGAAGGUGGUGGAGGCGGCUGUGGGUGAGCAGGGCCUCUGCAGCAAAGGCGGCCGCCUCGUCCGGUGCGACCAGGAGUAGCCUAUGCCUGCCUACGGCCCGGCCGGCCCGCACGGCAAGCAGUGUUAUGGAUAUGGUGUUGAAAUCCGAUUCAAAUUCGGGUGUUAGAUUCGGCAAAGAAAAUUUAAACAUGUAAACUACAAUUUGAAAUUUGACACGGUGUCGGAGUCCGACUCGAAUUUGAAUUGUUAGAUUCGAAAAAAAAUGAACACGGAUGUCUAGAUAACACUGGCGACAAGCCUUCAGCCAUCACUGUCAACAUCUUGCUACAAUUGCAACAUUUGAUUUGGAGAUGUAUUCUGGGUUUACAUCAAUACGAAUUGUAAUGUUCUAUCAAAAUCAAUACGAAUUGCAAUGGUCUAUCAGAAUCAAUACGAAUUGUAAUGUUCUAUCAGAAUCAAUACGAAUUUUGAUGUUCUAGCAAAAUCGAUACGAAUUGUAUUGUUCUAUCAGAAUCAAUA
Phragmites australis (common reed) is the source of this 1439-nucleotide messenger RNA. RefSeq names its product glycosyltransferase family protein 64 C3-like. Gene Ontology annotation, molecular function: glycosyltransferase activity. The transcript has a single exon. The record is from RefSeq and is a predicted model, not a curated record. NCBI's taxonomy places the organism in Eukaryota, Viridiplantae, Streptophyta, Magnoliopsida, Poales, Poaceae. Gene Ontology annotation, cellular component: membrane. Bases 1 to 999 code for a protein of 332 amino acids.